CCCCCCCUUCCCGCCACAACCCCUCCGCGCCACACAACACAACCACCUUGGUGGCACGAGAGAGUGGAUGCUACCAGGGCGCGCGCGUCAAGGAUCUUUAAAGGCGCUCAAUUCGGACGAUUGCUCGUGAGGAGGAAAAACGAAUUAACGAUUGGUUCGUGAAAAACAAAAACGUGGAGCGUUUUUUUUUUGUCCCUCAACCACUCCAGUGGUGGAGUAUUAUAGUGUACGUUUUCUAACGUCCUCUUCGCCCCCUUCGUCUGGGGUGCCCAACUCGGUGAGGAUAUCUUUACGCAGCGGAGGUUUCUCUCGUAACAAUGGGGGACGUCGUGUCUUCGCAUCUGGACGAAAACAAGCGGGAGAUAAUUACAGCCCGCACCAGAGAUGUGAUGCGGGAGUUUGGGGAGACCUACCAGCAGCAGUAUGCGGUGGCGCUCUUCAACAGCGUGCGCUACGAGAUAGAGGGAGGAGGCACGCAGUCCCAGCUGCUGCACCGCAAGGACCCCCUGGUGGACCGGUCCAUCUUCUCGGGGAACCUCUUCCAGUACCUGGAGGAGAACAGGAAGUGGAGGAACCGCUUCGUCUUCGUGGCGAGCUCCUACUCCAUCAGCCUCUACGAGAGCAAGACGGCUCAUGACCGCAGCCUGCACCCAAAGGUCACCAUCAACUGUGCCGGAUACAGAGCCCUCAAGUCGAUGGAGGAAUACAUGGACCUGGUCAAUAACAGCCUGCCAGGGGUGAAGGCGCGGCCCAGCAGCAGUCCCUUUGUGAAGUGUGCCACCCAGUUCCCCCUGAUCCUGUGGCACCCGUACGCACGGCACCACUACUUCUGCGUCAUGACGGAGAAGGAGCAGACCAAGUGGCACGCCGUGCUGCAGGACUGUGUCCGGCACACCAACAACGGUCUCUCAGAGGACUGCAAGGUCCUGACCCCCGCCUUCACCGACGCCGUUCGGCUCCACAGGCAGGCCAAGGGCCACUACGGCACCUGGGACAUGAUGUGUGGAGGACCCCCGCAGAUCCUAGCUAACCUGGUGAUGGAGACUCUCCAUCCAGAGAUGAGGAGUCUGAUCGCUCACAGACUCAAAGGGAAGCUUCAGCAGAAACAGAGACACUGGAUGCUGAUCUCCGACGCGCUGUACAAGCAGGUGCUGCGCCACACCCGGGCCCACUACGAGGCGCUGGUCCAGAGCUGCGAGGUCCAGAGGCCCGCGUUGGACGCGGGGCUGCGGACCGACAUGGACCAGAUCAUCGCCUCCAAGGACCACGUCCAGGGGAAGAUGAGAGCGCUGGUGCUGCCCAGGGCGGAGCAGCUCCUGCUGGCCAGUGUGAAGCCGUACGUGGACUCCAUCCUGGAGGCUCUAAUGGAACCCACCAGCAGGGGCUUCUCGGAGGUCAGGGACGUCUUCUCCAGGGAGCUGGUGGAGGUCAGCAAGAACACCCUGAACGGAGGAGGCAAGGAGCUGCUGGGAGAGCAAAUGGAGAGGCUGUCCAUGCUGGCCUUCCACCCGGUGAAGAUGCAGAGCUGCUAUGAGGAGGUGGAGCAGCUGAACCUGGACGGACUGCAGCAGCGCUUCGACGUCUCCAGCCCCUCCGUGUUCGUCCAGAGAGCCCAGAUCCUGAUGAGAGAGCAAAUGGACAACGCGGUGUACACGUUUGAGCAGCUUCUGAACCAGUCCCUGGAGGGCCAGGGGGACGAGGACCUGUGUAAGACCAUCCAGAAGUGUGAGGACCGGGUGCUGAAGAAAUACGACUACGACAGCAGCACGGUGCGCAAGAAGUUCUUCCGAGAAGCUCUGCUGCAGAUCAUCAUCCCCUACAUGCUAAAACAUCUGUCUCCCUCCUGCACUGCUGAGCUUCCUAAAUUCAAGGAGCUCAUCUUUGAGGACUUCUCUCGCUUCCUAUUGGUGGAGAACGUCUUUGAGGAGGUGGUGCUGCACUCUGUCACCAAGGACAUCAUGAUGGCGGUGAAGGAGGCGGCGGUGCAGCGGCGCCACAACCUGUACCGGGACAGCAUGGUGCUGACCAACAGCGACCCCAACCUCCACCUGCUGGGGGAGUCGCCCUCGGUGGACUGGUCCACCAAGUUCUCCCCGGACGACCCGGAGGGGGAGGGGGAGGGCGGGGCCCAGGACGAGGGCCCCCGGGGCGGGCUGGCGGCGGCCAAGAGGCGGCGGCAGGUGGUGUCCAUGAUCCAGCUGGACGGGGUCCCCCUGGCCUACGAGUCCUGCAUGGAGGUGCCCGGCGUGGAGGGCAUCCCGGAGGAGGAAGGCGAGGACUACGGCAUGCGCUGCAAACUAGGAACGGAGGAGGAGGAAGACGACGACGACGACGAGGCCAGGAUGCUUCCCCGGACGCCCAAGUCCCCCGACAGCGUGCACGAGAUCCGGGGUCUGAUCAACCCUGUGGUGGAGGUGGAGCACCCGGAGGCGGAGGAGGGCGGGACCAACGGGACGGAGCCGGUGUCGGCUACCGUCCUAUUGGAGGACGGCUCGGUGGAGGAGGUGAGGUCGGUGACCACCCUGGUGGAGGGGGGUGACCAGCGGAGGGUCUCGCCGCAGGACAUGAUGAAGAGGCUCAUGGGAAAAGACAGGAAACAGGAAGUGACCGACAUCGAGCAGGCCAUACAGGAAAUAGAUCUCGCCGUGCAGGAAGGCGGGAAGGACACGGAUUUAGAGGCCGAUUUGGGGCAAACUUCGUCGAAGACCAAUGAGGGUUUGAACGAGGUAGGCCCCCAGCCAAUCAGAAACGGUCUGACAGGAGGGGACGGAAAUGGCGAAGAGGUGGAAAACUUUGGGGAGAAGGUAGCUGUGCAAAUCUCCGACGUCGUUUGUGAAAUUUAAGAAAUUCAUUAAUUACCUUUCAUCAAAAAAGGUAAAUCCUAAGCAAGGACUUUAAUUUGCAUACAUCUUCAGUCUUAUCUUUCAAAACUAUGCGUGGCUACAUUUCUAGGUUUUGAAAUCGUACAAACGUUUGUCUUAUUUAUAACUCUAAAUGCUUCACUUGGAAUUCAAUUACAUCUGAUGUGGUAUCUACUGUUAGAAUCUUUAAAUACUUAGCAUUUCAGAAACCUUUUAAGUUUCCUUUAUAAAAGUACUUUCAACGACAGUACAGGGAUUUAAUAUAUAUACUGCCAGCUGAUUGGCUGAUAGUUAGAAGCGUUAACAGCAGGUGUACAUGUGAGCCUAGUGGCAUAUGAGAGUAUCUACAUCCUGUGUGGACAGCUAACAUGGUGAGCAAUGUUCAAAAAGGCCACUUAACGGCGUCUAACAAAGCAGUCAUAGAGGGAUCUCUCACUAUUAGGUUUCAAAUACAUUUUCAAAGCGGUUUCUUUCGUCUGAUCCUUAGGGUGUAUGAUAUAUAUUCUACUAAACGUACGGCCUCCUGUUUGAGUAUCGACACAUUGUUGAUGUGAUUGUGGUCGGAUUGUAUUGAAAUGACUGCUUAGUGCUUUAUAUGGAGUGAGUGCGGUUAGGGUAGAGGGAUGUGUUUGACUAAAUGUUCAUUAGUCAACGAUAAAGGACGCAGUGAAAAAGAGGCAUUUAAGGGAUGAGUUGAUAUUGAACUUCAAGUUAGGACAGGGGGUCAUGUGAAUCUAGUUGUUUUGUAAGAUGAAUUACUAGCAAAGCACACACAAUGAUUUGUAACUGGAACUAUAUAGCAAGCACAUUUUCACGCUCAAUAAUUAACCCUGUUUGUGACUAAUUACUGGUCAAUUACUGGUAAAUAGUUUUAUUAAAUUUCAGUGGUGAACUUGGAAAGGAUAAAAGUGAUGGAUAAAUAACUAAAGGAAGAUGAGGAUGGUUAUCCCCGGUGUGAACCAACAGGAGGCGCUGGAGCUAUUAGCUGUAGCUCUCCAUUUUGUCUGUCAUCUACUACUGGCUUUUCUCGUUCUGAGGCGGGUUUAACAUAAUCAUUCUGUAAUAGCGUUACUUGCAGGGGAAAUUGUACAUUUCUAUCCAUUUUGUCCCCAUAAGAGACUCCUCUUUGUGUGGAAGACACUUUUUAAGAUCUUUCUACUGGCCAUGUUAUUGUUGUCUAUGCAGGAAAACUGGGUGUAAAUGGUUUUGUAUAACCGACUGUUACGUCAUUCAUAACAGCUUUAGACACAGGUUUCAAUUCCCUCAAACAACUUCCCUCUUGAUUUGAAAGACUUCCUGAUAACCCAUUGGAAACUAUACUUUGUGAUUAUGAGCUUGCAUAAAUAACUGAUGACUCGUUAACUUGUUUAUUUAUUAUAUAAAUUAUACAGUGGAGGUCUUUCUCUUCUGUCCAUGUCACAUCUCUUUGCCUUUUGUUUUCGAUCGUAUUCAUUGUACAUGUAUGGAUGAAUUGCAUUACAUAAUUAUGUAUUAAUGGAAUAAACAUACCGAUUACAGCAAC
This is a messenger RNA of Gadus morhua (Atlantic cod), 4383 nucleotides long. RefSeq names its product niban apoptosis regulator 2a (gene niban2a). Lineage: Eukaryota; Metazoa; Chordata; Actinopteri; Gadiformes; Gadidae. The transcript has 14 exons. The record is from RefSeq and is a predicted model, not a curated record. The coding region runs from base 318 to 2843 and encodes 841 amino acids.